Molecule: messenger RNA, 918 nt
Organism: Plasmodium gallinaceum
Lineage: Eukaryota; Apicomplexa; Aconoidasida; Haemosporida; Plasmodiidae
Product: conserved Plasmodium protein, unknown function
Exons: 1
Coding region: 1-918 (305 amino acids)
Biological process (GO): regulation of DNA-templated transcription
Molecular function (GO): DNA-binding transcription factor activity
Source: RefSeq, a predicted model, not a curated record
AUGGAAAAAAACAAAAUAAUAAAUAAAAUAUAUGGUAAGAAUAUUAAUAAUAAUCAAAAUAUUUCUUUACAAAUGCUAUCAAAUACUAUGAAUGGAAUGCAUAAAAAUAGUAAUGGAGACAUUGAACGAUCAUUAGAUAUGACUAAAAUAAAUUCUAUAAUUAAUACAAAUGAAUUAAAUUGUAAUGAUUUAAUUAAUAAUAAAGCAAAUAUUGGAAAUAUUGGAAAUGUUGGAAAUGAAAUAAUAUAUGUAAAUGAUAAACAAUAUGAGAGAAUUUUAAAAAGGAGAAUGAGAAAAAUAAAACAAGAUAUUGAAAAAAAAAGAAAAGUUCGUGUAUAUAGAACUAUUCAAAAAAAAGUCGUUCCUACAACGAACUCCGAAAAUAAUAUAAAUUUAAAUAAUAAUUUUAGCACUUCUUUAUAUAACUACGAUUUAAACUCAAAUGAUUCCUAUAUGAAAAAAAAUGAAAAUUCCAAUAGAUAUAUUUCAUUAAAUGAAAAUAUGCAAAAUAUUUAUGAUAUGAAAUCAAGUAAAAAUUAUGAAAAGAAUAUGUAUAUAAAUGAUUACAAUAACUACAGUAAUUUAAAUACAGAUGAUGACUAUAAAAAAUAUUUAAACAUAUGUGAAAUAAAUAAUAUGAACAAUAUGAAUAAUAUUAAUAAUAUGAAUAAUAUUAAUAAUAUGAAUAAUAUGAAUAAUAUUAAUAAUAUGAAUAAUAUUAAUAAUAUGAACAAUAUGAAUAGUAUUAAUAAUUUAAGUAAUAUGGAAGAAUUAAAUAACGUAAGUAAAAUGAAUAGUUUUGAUCAUUUUAAUAAUAUAAAUACAAUGAAUAGUUUCAACCAAAUUAAUAAUUUAAAUAAUGUUAGUAAUUUUCCUAAUACUAUGAAUGAAAAUUUCUUAUAUGGGCAAUAUAACUAA